Messenger RNA from Adineta steineri, 984 nucleotides. The record is from the annotation of a GenBank genome assembly. NCBI's taxonomy places the organism in Eukaryota, Metazoa, Rotifera, Eurotatoria, Adinetida, Adinetidae.
AUGUAUCUUCAAUUACAAGUCUUUACUUUUAUUUUGAUAUUACUAACAAAUAUUCGAUCAACGACGGGGGAAAGUUGGAACUAUAAUAAUUUAGGACCCGAUGUGUGGGGAGAUAUUGAUUCCUUAUGUAAUGGUCGUUCUCAAUCACCGAUUAAUAUACAAACUGCAUGUACCAAUUAUCAAUCAUUUGCACCCUUUUCUUUUCAAUCCGAUUAUAAUUUAACACAUAAUUUUACCCUUCUUAAUAAUGGGCAUUCAAUUGUUGGUACAUAUAUCGGUAACAAUCCAAUGUCACUCAGAUUGAAUGGUGGUGGUCUAAAUGGAACAUACGAAUUUCUUCAGUUUCAUCUUCAUUGGGGUGAAAACUAUAAAUCGGGUAGUGAACAUCAAGUAAAUGGUAUGAAGUAUGCCGGUGAAAUACAUUUUGUUCAUAGAAAUAUUGAAACAUUAAAAUUAGCUGUUUUGGGUUUUUUCAUGGAAAGUAUUUCGAACACAUCUACAAGCAAUAUUAUACAUAAAACAACAGCGACAGAUAUCUACAAAACCAAUAAUUCAACAUCAGAAGAAUGGCAAAAAUACUUUGCAGUAUCUGAAUAUUUACGAGUGAUGAAUAAUGCUACUACAGUGAAUUUAAAUUUAGCAUCAUUGAUGGGAAGUAAUCUGAAUAAUUUUUGGCGUUAUGAUGGAUCAUUAACUACACCUCCUUGUACAGAAGAUGUUAAAUGGACAAUGUUUAAAACACCUAUUGUAUUCAGUGAUAUAAAUAUAAAUAUUUUUCGACAUACGAUUUCUUUCGAAAAUUAUCGUGGUCCACAACCAUUAUAUAAUCGAACAGUAUAUCGAAAUUUUCUACAUGAAACAAUCUUACCAAUAACUGAUUAUUUCUGUUGUAUAGGCAACAUGAAUAAUUUGGCAAAUAAACAUUUCUUACAUGCUGCUAAUAAACUGAUAUUGUAUACAUUCAUUCUCUUUACUGUUUUUUGA